Messenger RNA from Helianthus annuus (common sunflower), 716 nucleotides. RefSeq names its product 60S ribosomal protein L35a-1. The transcript is spliced from 4 exons. The coding region runs from base 93 to 431 and encodes 112 amino acids. Gene Ontology annotation, cellular component: ribosome; cytosolic large ribosomal subunit. The record is from RefSeq and is a predicted model, not a curated record. Gene Ontology annotation, biological process: cytoplasmic translation; ribosomal large subunit biogenesis. Lineage: Eukaryota; Viridiplantae; Streptophyta; Magnoliopsida; Asterales; Asteraceae. Gene Ontology annotation, molecular function: structural constituent of ribosome.
AAACAUAUAUCAACAAAAACAACUAGGGUUCACAGUCUUGUUCAGCACCGCAGGCAGCAUCAUCUCCUCUUGCAGCAGCAGCAGCAGCAACAAUGGUGAAGGGCCGUCAAGGAGAACGCGUCAGACUCUACACCAGAGGAACCGUUCUCGGUUACAAAAGGUCAAAAUCGAAUCAGUAUCCGAACACGUCACUGGUUCAGAUCGAAGGGGUGAACACAAAAGAGGAGGUUUCGUGGUACCAGGGGAAACGCAUGGCCUAUAUCUACAAAGCGAAGGUGAAGAAGAACGGGUCGCAUUACAGGUGUAUCUGGGGAAAGGUUACUAGGCCUCAUGGUAACACUGGUGUUGUUCGUGCUAAGUUUAAGUCUAACCUUCCUCCUAAAUCUAUGGGAGCUAGGGUUAGGGUUUUCAUGUACCCAAGCAAUAUCUAAGCACCAAGAAGUAAAAGGAACAUAUCAUUGCUGGUGUUUUACGACAAUUUUGUGCUAUUUGUUUUUUUGGUUGAUGGAGUAUUUGAUGAGCAAUGUAGCAUGUACCUUUUGUUUUUUAAGUGGAUUUGAAUUUAGUUCUGGUUCAUUGGUUAAAGACAUUUUAGCAGAGUUGUGGAUCUGAAGCAUGAUUAACUUUUGGCUUGCUGCGUUUUUAUAUCAUCUCUUUAUAAUGUCAACUAGUGGUUGACUUGAUGUGAAGUUUUAUAUAAAACCUGUUAGUUUUUA